Phragmites australis (common reed) is the source of this 3771-nucleotide messenger RNA. RefSeq lists its product as uncharacterized. NCBI's taxonomy places the organism in Eukaryota, Viridiplantae, Streptophyta, Magnoliopsida, Poales, Poaceae. Bases 1 to 3771 code for a protein of 1256 amino acids. The record is from RefSeq and is a predicted model, not a curated record. Gene Ontology annotation, molecular function: protein dimerization activity. The transcript has 6 exons.
AUGGCGUGGCUGGGCUCCCUGCUGUCCGCUGGAUCCAUUUUGGACCAUGAGGAUUGGAUCGAGCGGCGGAGGAUUGGGGAGGCCGAACCGAAUUUGGUUGAGGCAGCAAUCCUUGGAUUGCAUGCUCAAGCAGAUUGUUUGAGUUGUGGCUGUGACUCUGGUGCUACUGGUACUGUUGGAGCUAUAGAAUUUGAUUGCCGAUUCCCUUUUGGUCUGUUGGUCUCAGAGGCGGACCCUCCCUAUAGGCAACGUGGGGCGGCCGCCCCAGCUACUGGCAUGGCUCCGUCUGGCGCCCAGACGCCGAAUGUGUGCGGUGUGCCUCCAGCCGACCGGAGCCCGGAGGUGAAAAAGAAAAGUAUUAGCGUGGGCCGGCGGACCGCGGAUUGGGGCAUGGGCCCUUGGCCAUCCGCCCAUCCGAACUCUCCCAGCUCCCAAGCAACCAGCAACCAGCCCCAAUCGAUCUUCCACUCCCAGACUCCAGUCCGCCUCCAGCAGCCCCCAUCGAUCUCCCGAAUCCCGAUCCAUCUCCGAGCUCCGGCAGACAGCAGUCCCCAUCGGCCAUCGCAGAUUCGCAGGACUGCCCCCAUCGGUCCUCAAUUUCUCAGCCCCCAGCGCCGAGCUGCCGUUAAUCCGUUCUACAGCGCCUGCACCUGCGACUCUGCGAGGCUGCAAGUCCUGCAACGCUGGGCGGCUCCGCGGCUGGGCGCCUGGGCGCGAUUCGGCGUCUGGGAGUCUGGGACUCCGGCCUCCGGGCACGGCUGCUGCCUGCGCCUUGCUGCGGACUGCGGUGCUCGGCGCCAUCCACGCCUCUGCGCGGCUGGCAGACGGCCGACGACGGACCUCCGACUCCGACUCUCCGAGGCUACGACAGUGGGCGCGACCGCGCUAUCCGGGAGCCCCAGCCGCGGACGGGUCACUUGCGCCGGGCGGACGGCGGUCGGCGGACCUGCGGGCUGCGGUACUCGGCGAGUCGGCGACCAGCUCGGCCGCGAGUCCGCGACUGCGACCCCCAGGUCACCCAGCAGAGCAGAGAGCAAACCACCUCUUGACUUGAUGGAGGAAGAGGAGGCCGGAGGUGCCCCGGCUGCCGGCGUUGCCGGGCACGGCCAUGGCCGUGGCCGCGCUACUGCUUCGGCUGUAGUAGUGGUUCCGGUGGGAGUUGGCAUUGGCCGAGGCCGCGGUGCCACCAGCACGAACCUCACUAGAAACAACAACAAAGGAAUCGGCAAGAAGACUAAAAUAAAUGAUUUGAAGAACUAUUUUACAAGUUUGAGUGGUGGCUCCUCGAGCUCCAACCACCCAAGCACCCAUGAAAGUCGCAAUGCCGCCGAUUCCAUAGUCGAAGAAGUUGAAGGCCAUGCUACCAUUGAAGCCGUAGUAUCUAAUAUAGCUCAAGUUGAGAUUGGUGUUGAUGAUGCACAACCACAAGCACAACAAGAAGAAAAUGAACAAGAAGGUAUUGACCUUAUUGUAGAAUUUAACCCGCUUGUUCAUGUUGUUGCUGAUCCGGCUCUUAGAAUACCAAUUGAGGGAUUUCAUCCUAAUAUUAAAUCUGAGGUUAGGAGAGCUUAUUUAUUGAGAGGCCCCACCCAACCUAUAGGUCAUAAUUUUCCUCGCAAGCGCGUUGGAAAGGAUUGGAGACUCUUUCAACCGAAAUGGUUUAAGGACUCUGAUUGGUUGGAGUAUAGUGUGUCAAAGGAUGCGGCAUUUUGUUUCUAUUGCUUUCUUUUUAGGCAAGAAGCUGAGCAUGAAAAAUUUGGUCAUGUGGUUUUCAUAAAGACAGGGUAUGAUGAUUGGAAGCAUGCAUAUAGAGGGUUACCUGGUCAUGUUGGUGGAGUUUCAGGUUGCCACAAUAAAGCAAGGUUAUGUACCGAGGAUUUUAAGAAUCAAAGGGCGAGUAUCUCCCAUAAGAUCGAUUCUAACUCUAAAGAUGCAGAAAUGCUAUAUGAAGUUCGUUUGACUGCUGCUUUAGAUGUUGCAAGUUAUCUCAUUUCGCAAGGUCAUGCAUUCCGUGGACACGAUGAAUCUGCCUCUUCCUUAAACAAAGGUAAUUUCUUAGAGAUGAUUGAUUGGUACAAAAAACGCAAUGAGGAGGUAAGGGUUGCAUUUGAUGAGUUGUGUCCAAAAACUGCCCGCAUGACUUCUCACAAGAUUCAAAAGGACCUUACACAAAGUUGUGCAGAAGAGAUCACUGAAGUGAUAAAGGAAGAGAUUGGGGAUAGUCUUUUCUCCAUUCUAAUUGAUGAAUCUCGUGAUAUCUCAAUAGCAGAGCAAAUGGUUGUACUUGUCAGGUUUGUGAACAAAAAAGGAAUGGCUGUGGAAAGGUUUCUAGGUCUUAAACAUGUUAAAGAUACAACCUCAAAUGCAUUAAAGAAAGUUUUGACUGAGGUUCUUGCUGACCAUGGUUUAUCUAUUGCUAAACUAAGAGGGCAGGGAUAUGAUGGAGCUUCAAACAUGAGAGGUGAAUUCAAUGGUUUGCAAAAACAAAUUCGUGAUGAGAACCCUUAUGUUUUCUAUGUUCAUUGCUUUGCUCACCAAUUACAGUUGGUCAUUGUUUCUAUUGCAACUUGUUGCUCAUCUUUUGAUGAUUUCUUCAACUAUGUGAAUUUGAUUGUGACAAGUACUAGUGCAUCUUGCAAGAGAAAGGAUAAGUUACUUGCAAAGCAUCGUGAAACCAUUUUGGCAAAGUUGGAGAGUGGUGAGAUUUUUAAAGGAAGGGGGAAGCACCAAAGCACAAACUUGACUAGACCUGGAGAUACAAGAUGGGGCUCUCAUUUUACAACAUUAGUUCGUAUUGAGUCAAUGUGGGAUUCCGUGGUCAAGGUAUUGGCCAUGAUUCAUGAGGACGAACGUAAUCCUGGUCGAGCAGGUGGUUUGGUGCGCAAAAUGGAGAGCUUUUCCUUUGUUUUAAACAUGAAGUUGAUGUUGAAAGUGUUUCGUAUUACACAUGAUAUAUCUCUCCUGAUGCAAAGAAAAGAUCAAAAUAUUGUUCAAGCCAUGUCAUUGCUUAUUGAUGUGAAAGCACGUCUGAUCACCUUCAGAAAUGAAGGUUGGGAGCCAUUAUUGGAAGAAGUCAAAUCAUUUUGUGUUGCAAAACAUAUUCCAAUACCAAAUAUGGAUGAGGCAAUACCAAGAUGGGGUCGAUCAAGGUUUGAUGGGAACUUAAUCACUCAAGAACAUCAUUACCGUGUUGAUACAUUCUUUACUGCACUUGAUGCUAUUAUCACAGAGAUGGAUCAUCGCUUCAAUGAGGUAUCAUCGGAGUUGCUUGUUUGUUUUUCUUGUCUUGAUCCAAGAAAUUCCUUCUCUAAGUUUGAUGUUGGUAAGAUUGCUCGACUAACGGAGAUCUAUGAUGAAGAUUUCACAAUUGUUGAUCGUUCUCUUAUAAAAGAUCAACUUGAGACCUUCAUUAUACAUGUGAGAAGAAUUGAUGAUUUCACUGCUUGUCAUGAUCUUGGAAGUUUAGCCGUGAAGAUGGUUGAAACUGAAAAGCAUAUUGCUUUUCCAUUGGUCUAUCGCCUCAUUGAGUUAACAUUGAUCCUACCAGUGGCAACGGCAUCCGUUGAAAGAGCAUUCUCGGCUAUGCACUUAAUCAAGACAGAUUUGCGCAAUAAGAUGUCCGAUGAUUGGCUCAAUUACUUGCUGGUGUGCUACAUUGAGAAGGAGAUUUUUAAAGGACUUGAUUGUGAUAAAAUUAAGAAGAGGUUUCAAGUCAUGAAAGACCACAAAAUGGACUUCUCGAGGAAACCUAAAGGAUUUAGACGUGCUUAG